AAAGUCAGAGGACGACCUAUGUGAGGGUUUUGAGAAAACAUUCCCAGUGCUGCAUGACCCAGCUACUGCUUUGGACUCAGGUUCGGAUCCCACCUAGGGAGCUAAGGAGUUAAAACAUGAACGUCCCUAAUCAUCUAUACUAGGAGUCUGAGAUUUCGGGAAUUGCUUAAGGAUGGCGGCCCUUGGCUUCACUUCCUAUUUCACAACGGAAAUCCCACACUGCGGUGGGACGACAGAUCCUUCCGCGCUGGAUCUAAAUGGAUUGCCUCGGAGCUGGUGGAGACCAGGAACCACACCUCCUCCGGGAGACCCCGCGCAGACCGGAAGUGGGCGGGUCCGAGCCCUCAAAAAAACAUUCGUGAUUGGCUGGAGGCACUUUAGCUCCCCGCUCUUCUGCGGGGACAACGCCCUCAGGCUAGGCAUGAAGGCGGCUACAUCGGUGGUGAUGGCUGCUGCUCCUGCGAUGGAGCCAGGCCCCUCUGUGUCCCCGGGGCCUUCGCGCUCCUUCAAAGAGGAGCUGCUGUGUGCCGUGUGCUACGACCCGUUCCGCGACGCAGUGACUCUGCGCUGUGGCCACAACUUCUGCCGCCGGUGCGUGAGCGGCUGCUGGGAGGUGCAGACGACGCCCUCGUGCCCGGUGUGCAAGGAACGAGCGGUGCCCGGGGAGCUGCGCACCAACCACACGCUCAACAACCUGGUGGAGACCUUGCUGCGCGAGGAGGCCGAGGGCGCGCGCUGGACCGGUCGCCGGUCCCCGCGCCCCUGCCGCGCGCACCGUGCCCCGCUCACGCUCUUCUGCGUGGAGGACAAGGAGCUGUUGUGCUGUGCCUGCCAAGCCGACGCCCGGCACCAGGAGCAUCGUGUGCAACCCAUCAAGGACACUGCGCAGGACUUCCGGGCCAAGUGUAAGAACAUGGAGCACGUACUUCGGGAGAAAGCCAAGUCCUUCUGGGCUCUGAGGCGCACCUAUGAGGCUAUUGCCAAGCACAAUGAGGUGCAGACCACUUGGCUAGAAGGCCGAAUCCGGGAUGAGUUUGACAAGCUCCGAGAUUUCCUGAGGGUGGAGGAACAAGCCACCGUGGAUGCCAUGAAGGAAGAGAGCAGGAAGAAGCACCUGCUGGCUGAGGAGAAGAUGAAGCAGCUGGCGGAGCAGACCGAGGCACUGGCUCGUGAGAUUGAGCGUCUGCAGAUGGAGAUGAAGGAAGACGACAUGACCUUCCUCAUGAAACACAAGAGCCGAAAACGCCGGCUCUUCUGCACCGUGGAGCCAGCACCUCUCCAGCCUGGCUUGCUUAUGGACGCAUGCAAGUAUCUGGAGUCCUUGCAGUACCGAGUCUGGAAGAAGAUGCUUGGGUCUGUUGAAUCGGUGCCCUUCAGCUUGGAUCCCAACACAGCUGCUGGCUGGCUCAAAGUGGCUGAUGACCUCACGAGUGUCAUCAACCAUGGCUACCGUGUGCAGGUGGAGAAUCCAGAGCGCUUCUCCUCGGCACCCUGCCUGCUGGGCUCUCAAAUUUUCUCCAAGGGCUCCCACUCUUGGGAGGUGGAUGUGGGUGGCCUGCCGAGCUGGCGAGUGGGCGUGGUUCGGGUGCAGGCACAUGCACAGGCACAGGCUCAGGCUGAUGUCGGUGGUGAGGGCCACUCACACAGCUGUUACCAUGAUACACGCUCAGGCUUCUGGUACCUGUGCCGCACGCAGGGUGUGGACGGAGACCACUGCAUGACUUCCGACACAGCCACAGCCCCUCUGGUCCAGGCCAUGCCGCGCCGUCUGCGUGUGGAGCUGGAGUGUGAGGAGGGUGAGCUGUCCUUCUAUGACUCUGAGCGCCACUGCCAUCUGUAUACCUUCCAUGCCCACUUUGGGGAGGUGAGGCCCUACUUCUACCUAGGGGCCUCUCGGGGUGAUGGUCCCCCAGAACCUCUGCGCAUCUGCCACCUGCGUGUCUCCAUCAAAGAAGAGCUGGACAUCUGAGCUGCAGGAGUUGGUAGCCCACCACUGACACUCGUGCAGCGUCACGCCUUUUCUUAGUUCCAAGUCCGCCUAUGCCUCUGUCUUUAUUUUUAAGUCCUUUUUCUGCCCAAAGUUAAGAGCCCCCCAGGAGGUGCUUGGCUGAGCUUAGGCUACCUUCAGGAUGUGGGCUUCAUUUCCUCUGUCCUUGCAUUGCUGGUAUACUGUUUUCUUGAAGGAAGGCAUUAUAAUGCAGGUGUGACUAU
Messenger RNA from Rattus rattus (black rat), 2211 nucleotides. It is a transcript of the gene Trim35, whose product is annotated as tripartite motif containing 35. Gene Ontology annotation, molecular function: zinc ion binding; protein binding. Gene Ontology annotation, biological process: positive regulation of apoptotic process; innate immune response. Bases 173 to 1969 code for a protein of 598 amino acids. The transcript has 6 exons. The record is from RefSeq and is a predicted model, not a curated record. Lineage: Eukaryota; Metazoa; Chordata; Mammalia; Rodentia; Muridae.